AUAAGAAAUAGAGAAACCAAAAAGUCACACUCAGAAAGCCUGCACCAAAAUUCUUACUCAAACCCACAAGGAAAGAUAAGAAAGAAAGUAGGGAAAAGGAAGCGUUGAAGAAACUCAAUUUCCCCCAAAAAAAAAAACAAAAAAAAGAAAAGAAAGAAAGGAAGAAAUGUUAAACUUUCUUCCAUAAUUUUCUUUGCUUCAACGCGUAAUUAGCACCUUAGAAUUUUUCUAAUUUUCCCACUUGUAAUAUCUCGUGUAUUUAAAAAUACAAAGUUUUUAGGUUUAUUAUUCAACUGUUGAAGCUUCAAACAUCAUAACUACCCAACAACAAACAAUAUCAACAACAACAAUUUUAACAAGGGGUAUGUUUCCUUUUUCUAUAUUUGAACCCAAUUUCAAGAUUAAUUGAUAAAGUUUUCUACUUUUUUGGCGAUUUUUUUGAUCUGGGUUUUUAGGGUUUUGUUCUGUUGUAAGAGAUUUCGUCAAUUUUUUUAUUUGGGUAUUUUUUUUGAUUUGGUUAUCCAGUAGAGAAGUAUUUAGAUUUUGGGGAUUUGGGUAAUAUUGGAAAACCCUAAAAUUUGGGGUUGAGAAUGGCAACAGCGGCUGCAUUUUCGUCGUUGCGCCGACGAAGGUCACCGCCUUUGGAGGCAUUUCUUGCUCCGGUGGACCUGACAGAUGGAGGAAUUAUCAGAACGUUGUUAUCUGUAGCUAAUGAAUUAGUUGAAUUGCAUUCUGGGAAGAAAUUGCCAUUUCAGAGGAAGAAUUUCAUGUCUCUAGUUAGGAAGAUUGAGGUGUUUGUUGUUGUUUUGGAUUUCCUGAAGGAUUUUCGAUCGUUUUCGAGGUUUUCUUACACGGCGAUUUUGUGCUUUAAAGAGCUUUACUUGGUGUUCUAUAGGUGCAAAAUAUUGUUGGAUUAUUGUUCACAAUCUAGUAAGUUGUGGGUCCUUUUGCAAAACCAGUCAAUUUCAGGGCAUUUUCAUGAUCUUAAUCAAGAAAUAUCGACCCUUUUGGAUGUUGUUCCAAUUAAAGAGCUUGGUUUGAGUGAGGAUGUUAGGGAGCAGAUUGAGUUGUUGCAGAGACAGUUGAGUAGAAAUAAGUGCUUUGUGGAUAAGCGCGAUGAGAUGUUAAGGCAUCGGUUGUAUUCUUUCUUGUAUGAAUUUGAGAAGGGGCAGAUACCUGAUACAAAUGACCUUUGGUUUUUCUUUGUCGACCAGUUGAGGAUUCGCGAUGCCAGAAGUUGCAGGGCGGAAAUUGACUUCUUAGAGGAGCAAAUUGUUAAUCAUGAGGGUGAUGUAGAACCCACUGCUUCAGUGCUUAAUGGGUUUGUGGCCCUCACACGUUAUUGCAGGUUCUUGCUAUUUGGGUUUGAAGAGGAAGAGAUGGAAAUGGGAGCUGAGAGCCACAACAAAAUGAGGAAAGGACUGAUGACUCAAGAAAUAGCUGAUACUUUCCUCACAAUUCCAAAGGAUUUUUGUUGCCCCAUAUCGUUGGAUUUGAUGCAAGAUCCAGUGAUUGUAUCUACUGGGCAGACCUAUGACCGUUCUUCAAUAUCAAGGUGGUUGGAUGAAGGACAUUACAGUUGUCCGAAGACAGGUCAAAUGCUUGCCCAUACAAGGCUGAUUCCUAAUCGGGCGCUUAGAAAUCUGAUUACAAAAUGGUCUGCAGCUCAGGGAAUUCCUUAUGAGCAACCAGAGGGUGCAGAGUUCUCUUCAGAACUUGCUGCUGCUUCAUCUACAAAAGCUGCAGUUACAGCAAACCAGGCUACAGCUUAUCUCCUUAUCCAGCAACUUGCUUCGGGGUCAGAGGACGCACAAGCAAUUGCUGCCCGGGAGAUCCGGUUGUUGUCAAAAACAGGGAAGGAGAACCGUGCUUUUAUUGCAGAAGCUGGUGCAGUUCCUCAUCUCAGGCGGCUGUUGUUAUCAAAAAAUGCAAUUGCUCAAGAGAAUUCUGUCACUGCAAUGCUUAACUUAUCCAUCCAUGACAAGAAUAAGGGGAAAAUCAUGGAUGAAGAAGGGUGUUUGAGUUCUAUUGUUGAUGUUUUAAGGUUUGGGCAAACAACAGAGGCCAGAGAAAAUGCGGCUGCUACCUUGUUUAGCCUAUCAGCAGUUCAUAACUAUAAGAAGAGAAUUGCUGAUGAAAAUGGGGCAGUUGAAGCUCUUGCUAACCUGUUGAGGGAUGGGACUCCCCGAGGGAAGAAAGAUGCAGUGACUGCUCUGUUUAAUCUUUCAACACAUACAGAAAAUUGUUUGCGGAUGAUAGAAGCAGGGGCAGUGACAGAAGUUGUGGGAGCUAUAGGAGUUGACGGGGUAUCAGAAGAGGCAGCAGGGGCAUUGGCUUUGAUAGUGAGGCAUCCUGCUGGGGCUGAGGCUGUGGGCAGGGAGGAAAUGGCGGUGGCUGGUUUGCUCGGAUUGAUGCGUUGUGGAACCCCCCGAGGAAAGGAGAAUGCAGUUGCUGCAUUGCUUGAGCUUUGUCGGAGUGGUGGGGCUGCUACCACCGAGAAGGUGCUCAAAGCACCGACCUUGGCAAGUUUACUUCAAACCUUACUGUUUACUGGGACAAAACGGGCUAGGAGAAAGGCAGCCUCCCUUGCCAGGGUUUUCCAAAGACGAGAGAAUGCAGCGUUGCAUUAUGGUGGUUUAGGUGUUGGAUAUCAGUUAGCUGGGAACUCAAUAACGAAUAGAGAUACAAGCUUUAUUCGUGAUGUGUCCGUGCCCAUGUCAAUAUCAGUUCCCGUUGCGCAAGGGUAACUGCUCAUUUGCACCCCUUUGUUUUUAUGUUUGUACAUGUAUAUCUUUGUAUUCUCAAAUUUUGGUUGGAAACUUUACAUUCUUUCAUUCAAAUAUGAGGCAAGAGUAACAAAAAUUAGCAAUACUAUUAUACCUACUUGGCUACUUAGUAUGUGAUCUGUACGUUGUUUUCGAGUAUCAAAUAGUUGAAACUUUUUUGUAAUUUCAUCAUCCUACAAAAGAUAAUUCUUUUUCUUGUUGCA
Molecule: messenger RNA, 2989 nt
Organism: Spinacia oleracea (spinach)
Lineage: Eukaryota; Viridiplantae; Streptophyta; Magnoliopsida; Caryophyllales; Amaranthaceae
Product: U-box domain-containing protein 17
Exons: 1
Coding region: 591-2747 (718 amino acids)
Biological process (GO): protein ubiquitination
Molecular function (GO): ubiquitin-protein transferase activity; protein binding
Source: RefSeq, a predicted model, not a curated record